AUGACGGUAACUACGAACCCAACCAUCAGCGGCCAAACGACCUUGGUCGACAAUACGGUAUCUCAGAAGAAUGGCAAGGGCCUGAGUAACGGGACAGUGACCAACAAUGGCAUGUCCAACCCGGCCAUGACAUUCCCGUCCCAGUCGCUGCGAUUCCUGGAGAAGGUAGAGACGAAGGAUGUUACUCACUACCAGAAUGGCUCAAAGGCGCCUGAGCUGGCUCGUCUCAAGUUAGACGUGGUGAUAGUUGGCGCCGGGAUUGGCGGUCUAGCUUGUGCAGUUGCCUUAGCACGAAGAGGCCACUCGAUCGGCGCGGGCAUUCACAUUCCUCCAAACGCGGGACGAUUACUGCACCAAUGGGGAGUUGCUGAACAUCUUGAGAAGCUUGCUAUCAAGCCCCAGGGUAUCAAUCUCCGCAGAUGGGAGGACGGCAGUGUGAUAGGGCAUACUACGCUUGGCGCAAAUUACAAGAGCGAUUUUGGAGUGCCGUAUUAUGUGGUGCAUCGGGCUCACUACCAUGAAGCGCUGCACAAGGUAGCUGGGAAGCUAGGUGUGACGAUUCAGCUAGGCGCAAGAGUUAUCGAGUAUCAAGAGAAGAAAGGAACCGUCAUACUCGAAGACGGGUCUGUCGUUGUAGGAGACCUGGUGGUUGCUGUUGAUGGCAUCAACUCAACUGCGCGCAGCUAUAUUGAACCGGAUGCUUCUCACGAGCCUGUGUACAAUGGCUUGGCUGCAUAUCGAGGCACCAUUGACGCGAACAGGAUGCGCCAGGAUCCAGAUCUUGCGUGGAUGUUGGAGAAACCGGAUCUGAACCUCUGUUGUUUCGGUAGGAUCGGGCAACGCAGACACGUCAUGUCAUACGUGAUAGCAGCUGGAGAGUCCCUCAACAUGACAUGGUCACAUUUGGACGAUUCUGACCCGAGCACCUGGCCCGAAAAGUUCGACCGGGAACACAUGUACAAGGAGUUCAGUGGAUGGGAUCCGCGAUUGACCAAAAUCAUUGCCCUGAUUGAUUCUUUCAUGAAAUGGCCGUUGAAAGUCGCGCGACCAUUGACAACAUGGCUCUCGGCCUCAUCCAAAUUACUCGUCAUGGGCGACGCAGCGCACGCUAUGCUGCCAUACAUGUCCCAAGGUGCUGCCAUGGCAGUCGAAGACGGCGCCGCUCUCGCAAUCACGUUGAACCAAGUCUCCUCUCGGGACGAAAUCGCGCCGGCGUUGAAAGUCUUCGAGAAAGAACGGAUGAAGAGGACAAGUGACAUGUGUAACGCCAGCAACGUUAAUGGCAUGAUUCUUGGACUCCCAGAUGGACCAGAGCAGAGAGCGAGAGAUGCAUCGAUGGCACCGGAAGUUCGAGGCGAGCAUUAUACGCAUAGUGCGAAUCUGUGGAGUGAUCCAGUCACGCAGUGGUGGGAAUAUGGGUAUGAAGCUGAGGAAAGCAUGGAGAAGGCGUUGGCGAAAGAUGUUGCCGAGCAGCAGAGUUAA
Messenger RNA from Parastagonospora nodorum SN15, 1482 nucleotides. RefSeq lists its product as hypothetical. The record is from RefSeq and is a predicted model, not a curated record. Gene Ontology annotation, biological process: secondary metabolite biosynthetic process. The transcript has 5 exons. Gene Ontology annotation, molecular function: FAD binding; monooxygenase activity. NCBI's taxonomy places the organism in Eukaryota, Fungi, Ascomycota, Dothideomycetes, Pleosporales, Phaeosphaeriaceae. The coding region runs from base 1 to 1482 and encodes 493 amino acids.